This is a messenger RNA of Clupea harengus (Atlantic herring), 3387 nucleotides long. RefSeq names its product amyloid beta (A4) precursor-like protein 1 (gene aplp1). Bases 695 to 2800 code for a protein of 701 amino acids. The record is from RefSeq and is a predicted model, not a curated record. Lineage: Eukaryota; Metazoa; Chordata; Actinopteri; Clupeiformes; Clupeidae. Gene Ontology annotation, cellular component: plasma membrane; Golgi apparatus. Gene Ontology annotation, biological process: axonogenesis; central nervous system development. Gene Ontology annotation, molecular function: alpha-2B adrenergic receptor binding; heparin binding; alpha-2A adrenergic receptor binding. The transcript is spliced from 17 exons.
UCUCGUUUUCAUUUACUGCUGGAUAAAUUCCCAUGAGUUUCUACGCACCCUGCUCAGCCUCUUUUCUAUUUUUUUAAGCAUUUUUGAAAAAUAUGCACAGGGUGGAGCUGGGGAUGAACUUGCAUAUUAAUUAAAAUGUGAUUCAGAAAAAAAUCAUUUGACGCCAUGGUGCCACACCUAUGUAGUGAUUUAAUACAUGGAGAUAGGCAGUGGAGACAAGGAGCGGACUUAACAGCACACAUACAAAUUGAAAAAUCGAAUGGUAGAAAUCCUGUCAGACAGCUUCGGGACGAUGCGUCUUGUUUUAAAGCAUACGCCAGUUAGGCUAUAGGACGUUUCUGUACCUCACAAGUGCUCCAUGCAACAUUUCUGUUUCGAGCUCGCAGUUCAUUUUAGCCGCACCCUGCAUAGCUCUCACUAAUGUCCGUUAGGAGUCUCUCGUCUCUCCUGUCAGUGAAUACCAGUUGAGCAUCCGUAGAAGAAUCCAUUAUGUGAAUUCAUUGUGUCAUUAUCAUACAGGCGGCUACAGGAAUAGCCUACUGUGACGGCCUCAGAAGCAGCAAUAUAGACGUGACAUAUUACAGAGUCAUUUUCGCAUUACAGUUACUGACAAAACGCUUAACAUUUUGAAGAUUAAUUGAUAACGCCUUCGAGACAACAAAGCAGAAUCUGAACGAGCGGAGGGAACCGGAAAAUGUCACCCAUAUUGCUGAUAUUAUUGUUCCAUCGCAUCAGAGCAAAUGACGAGCCCCAGACCACGGAUGACGCACAGGGCCCAGGUCUGCUGACGGUGGAGCCUCAGAUCGCCAUGUUUUGUGGACGGCCACUCCUACACAUGAAUCAGGCAAAUGGCCGGUGGGAGUCUGACCCUCAGGGUCGUCAAGAAUGCUUCACUGAGCCUAGUCAGAUCCUGUCCUACUGCCAGGAGAUGUAUCCCAACUUGCAUAUUACUGAUGUGAAGGAGUCCUCUAGUCCUGUCACUAUUCCAUUCUGGUGCAAGAAAGGCUGGGGUCACUGCCAGACACGUCCCUUCAUUGUCACUCCUUACCGCUGUCAAGUGGGUGAUUAUGUCAGUGAGGCACUACUUGUUCCUGACCGUUGCCGCUUUCUGCACCAAGAGCAGAUGGACACGUGCAAGAGCUAUGUGUACUGGCACAGCGUGGCUAAGAAGACAUGCACAGAAGAUAGUUUGGAGCUUCAUAGUUAUGGGAUGUUGUUACCGUGCGGCAAUCAUUUCAGGGGGGUGGAAUAUGUUUGCUGCCCAGGCAGAGCAGGAGCCAAUGGACAAGAAGGGGUAGAGAGGGAUGGCCCGUUUAAAAGCGGUGGCCUGACUGAAACCAGCUACAGCGUCACAGUGACGCGCAGCCCAACAACCCUGAGUCCAAUGGCAAACCUUCAUGAAAGUGCAGAGGAUGAAGAGCCUGAUGAUAGACAGAAAGAACUGUGGAAGAAAGAGGAAGGAGCAGGUACCGAUGAAGAAGACGGUGCUACAGCUUCCAAAGAGGCCAAUGCCUAUGAAUACUCUGUAGAUUCUGUACCCUAUCAGGCCUCUGAUUACAUUGAGAACUUCUACUUUGAGAAGGGGACUCAAGUCGGCCACAACCCCCUCACACCACUUCCCCAGACACAAGAAAACACUUUGGCCACCUUGAGAUCAACGGAUGGAGUAGAUGUGUACUUUGAGAUGCCUGGAGAUGACAGUGAGCAUGCCAACUUUCUGUGUGCCAAAAUGGACCUGGAGGAGCGUCGUAUGAAGCGUAUAAAUGAGAUAAUGAAGGAGUGGGCAGAAGCAGAUAACCAAUCCAAAGACUUACCUAAAUCUGAACGUCAAGCUUUGAAUGAGCAUUUCCAGUCGGUCCUGCAGACGUUGGAGGAGCAGGUGGCCGGUGAGCGUCGGAGACUUGUGGAGACCCAUUUGGCUCGUGUUGUGGCCAGUCUCAAUAGCAAUCGCCGGUUGGCCCUCAAGAAUUACCUCGCCGCUGUGCAAAGUGAAAAUCCACAGCCAGAGAGCGUGCUGCAGGCGUUGAAGCACUACAUGGCAGCAGAACAGAGAGAUCGGAAGCAUACACUGAGCCACUACCAGCAUAUUGAGGCUGUCGAUCCACAGAGAGCGAAGCAGAUGAAGUUCAAGGUCUACACCCACUUGCAUGUCAUUGAGGAGCGAGUGAACCAAAGCCUGGCUCUGCUGCACAGAGUUCCGACACUGGUUGAGGAGCUUCACCAGGAAAUUGAUGAACUGGUCAAGAGUGAGCAUGAAGACAUCAGCGAGCUUAUGACUAUUUCCUACUCGGAGACUCAUACCACGGAGGAGAUGCUAACAGCUGAGGGUGCAGAAGAGAAUGACACCGACGAAGAGGAAGAACACGCAUUUCAGAGCCGCCCGUAUCCACUGAAGUUUGUGGCCCCGACUAACACUGAGAAAGUUUCUGGAACUAAAGAGAAUAACUCCCCUACAUCUGAGAGGGGAGCCUUAGACGAGGAUGAUGAGAAGAUCGACGUCUCCGUGGAAGUGACGCAAAUGUUGUACAAAUCUUCUGGGAUUCAGAGGGAUGAGCUGCAACCUGAUGCACUGGAGACAUUUAACCGUGGGGCUAUGGUCGGACUGUUGGUGAUCGCUGUAGCCAUCGCCAUGGUCAUGGUAAUCAGCCUUUUGCUCGUGCGCCGCAAGCCAUACGGUACAAUCAGCCAUGGUAUCGUAGAGGUCGAUCCCAUGCUGACCCCAGAGGAAGGGCAACUCAACAAGAUGCAGAACCAUGGCUAUGAAAAUCCCACCUACACAUUCUUUGAGCAAAUGAACUGAGGGUUAAGAUUUUUGUGUUGAGGGUUAUUUUUGCUUGUUUUACUCCUUCAAUCAUUGAGUUUGUUAACAGCAAACGGAGAGCACUACCUAAUAUACAAUAUGAUCUUAAAUGUGUGAGUGAAUAAGGGAGUUUCCUGUUCAGUGUCUUCGUGAACUCAAUAGCUUGGACACCUUUUCAUUUUUAUCAUUUUCAAUUUUCAUUGAUCAGUUAGUUGCAGCUACAACAAUUUAGGAUCAAAACAUCCUAAACAAACACUGAAGAUUCAAAGACGUCUGUUUUAUUGCUCGCUUUUAUUUUUGACAACACAGAAAUUCAUAUAUUGAACUUUUGAUCCCAUCUGAUUAUGUGACCUCUUAUCCUUGUCAUAUCCUCUCUAACAGAACUUUUGAGUUUCAUUUGUUGUUUUGCCACGAUCACCUUAAGGUAUGUUUGGAGAAGAAUGGAGCAGCAUAUCAUAAAAAAUACCCUCUUUCCAACUGUCAUGCAGGUAGAUCUGUGGCUGCUUUGGAAUUGUCUACCAUGGCUUGGUUGAAUUUUCUAUUGUGUUGUCUUUGGAAUGUCAAUUAACUUUUGAUAUUUGAACACA